This is a messenger RNA of Danio rerio (zebrafish), 1877 nucleotides long. NCBI's taxonomy places the organism in Eukaryota, Metazoa, Chordata, Actinopteri, Cypriniformes, Danionidae. The record is from RefSeq and is a predicted model, not a curated record.
CGUCAUGACGCGGGUUAUUCAAACGCUUAUCCAAGGGCUUGAUAAACUGUAUUAUGUCGGUGUUCGUUUCUCAGUAUCAGUAAGUUCAUACAGUAGCCGUAACUGAACGGUCAAAUGUUAAUAUUAUUGGGGCAACAGAAAGAUUUUUACGCGUUAUGGGUGUAAACUAACGUUAGCGCGUUAUGUUGUAGCAGUUUAGCAACCUUCUCUCGUGUUACGCAACAACAACAUCGCUUAAAAGACAACACUGACCGAUUUAGGCAUCAAACACACACAUGGAUUAUAGCAGCGGGAGGCAAGAGGAGAAAAAACCUCAUACAACAAACACGUGUUUUGGGCAGUAUUCAUACAGUGCAGAGGAAUACCAGGCAGUCCAGAAUGCACUGCGGCAGAAGCUCGGACCUGAAUACAUCAGCACCAGACAGGCUGGAGGAGGACAAAAGGUGUGCUACAUUGAAGGUCACAAAGUUAUAAGCCUGGCCAAUGAAAUGUUUGGGUACAAUGGAUGGUCACACUCGAUAUCUCAACAAAAUGUUGACUUUGUGGACCUGAUCAAUGGGAAGUUUUACGUUGGAGUCAGUGCUUUCAUUAAGGUCCAGUUAAAGGAUGGCUCAUUUCAUGAGGAUGUAGGAUAUGGGGUCAGCGAAGGCCUCAAAUCCAAAGCUCUGUCCCUGGAAAAAGCAAGAAAAGAAGCUGUCACAGAUGGAUUGAAAAGAGCACUCAAGUGUUUCGGAAAUGCGCUUGGAAACUGUAUUCUGAACAAGGAGUAUCUUAUCGCCAUCAAUAAAAUACCAAAGCAGCCUCCUCCUCCUUUGGACGCAGACAAAACCAAACGUAGCGAUUUGGAGCCGUCUGUAGAGAAAGCCAGGUUUGACAGCCUGGCCCAAACAAACAGCAGGCAAUUUACCAAACUGGAAAAGUCAGCUAACAUCCCCAUAGAGCAGAUGGGAAAUCUCCCUGUACGGGAAGGCCAUGAGAGCGCCACAGGGCCCAGGACUUCAUUGACAAACACAACGGCACUUCCUGGCAACACAACGACUCACCAGGAUACAGAAAACAGGCCCAGCAACACCUCCAGGUCAGCAUCUGAUACCACGGAGCUGUCCUCGUCUGAUCCUCUGCUGGACUCGAAGCAGCAGAGGAAGCUGAGACAGCAGCAGCUGCAGCAGAAGUUCAGACAGGAGAUGGAGGCUAAGAAGCUGCUGCAAGAGAAGAAAGACCAGCAGCCCACGCUGCACAUUAAACAAGAACAGGGUGUAGGUCCUGUUAACCAUAGUACACCAAACGGACACCUGGUGACCAAGCAGGAGCAGUAUAUGGCUGAUGACCCAGAAAUGUGGGACUUCACUUUGGACGGCAUCGAUAUGCUGGACGAUCCUUCAACGAGAUCCACUGAUCCUCCUCGUCCUUCCACACCAAACCAGCACACGAUGACGACACGCAGCAAGACCCCGCAGAGACCCCAAUGCCUGAGACCACCAGCCCAACCUCAGGGCCACUUCAGAUCUUCCACAGCAGGUGGACCAUCGAGCCCAUACAGACACGGCCAGAUGAUGAAGAAACGAAGAUUGGACACGUGAUGAAUUAAGCUAUUUAUUGCUUUUUAAAAAAAAGAUUAAGUUUUUUUUUUUUUUUUUUAAAUACAUUUUGUUUUAUUAAUUUGUGUAUAUGUUAAAAUAAUAAAUGUGUGCCAUGUCUUUCCAGCUGAACCUUCUAAAAUGUAAUAUAAGAUUUCUUUUUUAAAAUAAACAAUAUUGCCACCAUGUUUGCUUUUUUAUUGGUACCUGAUAUGAAGAAUUACAUAAAUGUCAAGUUGUGUGUGACAAUGUUUUGGAAAACCCCUUAUUAAAAAAAAAAAAAAAAAAAAGCAAACUCUA